Messenger RNA from Theileria equi strain WA, 1680 nucleotides. RefSeq lists its product as hypothetical. The transcript is spliced from 2 exons. The record is from RefSeq and is a predicted model, not a curated record. The coding region runs from base 1 to 1680 and encodes 559 amino acids. NCBI's taxonomy places the organism in Eukaryota, Apicomplexa, Aconoidasida, Piroplasmida, Theileriidae.
AUGACAAGUGUAAAAUUGGAUAUAGAUCCGAGCAAACUCUAUAGCCGAGGUGAUGGCAUAAACGGGUCCCAUAAGCAUAAUGGUCCACAAGGAUAUACUUCCUAUGAAUACACAAAGUCUUAUGGAGGAUCGUUUGAACUGGAAUUACUCUCAUAUGAAAGCGAAAAAUACUUGUAUUUUCUUCCACCAAAAGGAAAGAUCUCAAAAGUUACCACAUAUUUUAAAAAUACGGGAAAUAUUCUCUUGGCUGUACAAAUUACCACCGAAAAGGAUAGAAACUAUUACUAUGUACGCAAAGAUGCCAGAAAAGAUGUAGAUGAUAAAUCAGAGUUUGAUGAGUUUGUAGAAAAUGGAAAAAAUAGACUUAGUGAUCAGGAUAUUAGGACAAUCCUACAAAAGGUAGAGGCUAGCACUAAGCUUGACUAUAAAACUCUCCCUAAAGACAUAAGAGAGAAGUUUUGGAGGAAAAAUGAUGCUACUGUAGAUAUUAAUAGGUAUCCUGCAGAUGGAAUAGUCAAGCCAGAUGGUAAAAGUUACUACUAUACCAGUGAAGUUGGUAGAAGAGUAGAUUUAGUAGAGACUAGAUAUCCUGAUAGAGAUGGUGUGUACAGAAAACUUACACAUACUCCAAAAGAUGGUGAACUUGGGACUAUAAAGUACGAUGGAGGUUUUCAAAUUUUAAAACCGGAACCGAUACAGAAAUCCAAUAUUUCUGUAUACUAUUGGAUAUAUGACGAGAUAUAUUAUAGACCACUUAUUCUUCAGUUCUUUCAUGAAAGUUCUUCGGUAUAUUAUACUACUACUAACGGUUUUCGUUGGAAUGAAACUAAAGAUAUAAAUGAUAGUAAUCUAAGAGAGGAACUUAACAAACAGAACUGUAAAAGACGUGGAGCACACGCUAUAAAUAUAUCAGAAAAAAGUGAAUCUUAUCAAUGCCCUAGUUGUAAAAACUACCAGCUUAAUAUAUUGCUUGAUCGUGAAAAACAAUAUUAUAUUCAUGGUUAUCAGAUGACUGAAAACAAGGCACCACCUUCUAUUUUUAGAUUCUUUGAAGAUACUAGAGAACAAACUGGAUUCCCAUUUGUAACAGGUAUAAAUAACAUAUGUCGGUAUGCUACACCUAAAGUAAUUUUGGAUGCUUCUAAGACAGAAACUACUGAGGCAACGUAUAAUCCGAGAAGAAAUACUCUAAAGUUCAAAGUUUCCAAAAAAGAUAUCGAUCAAUCUUAUGCUCAGUAUAUCCACAAUAAAGAUGAUAGUGGAAGUUCUAGGCUAAAAGAUAUUGAACAUAAAGGAGUUUCUCUUGGUGUAAAAUCUGAGGAUAUUCUAACCGAGGUAUCUAUAUUCUAUUUGGAUGGAGAUGCUCAGUAUGAUAAACCACUGCUGGUAGAGCUGGUUGCUAGCGAGAACAAGUACACCUACUACAGAAAGGCUCGUUUUUACGCAAAUACUUGGACCAAGAUUGCUAAUCAGGAAACAAAUCGACUUGAGGAGGAUAACCUUAAGACCGAACUUGAGAAACUAAAGAAAAUUCACUUUCCUGAUCCAUCCUCCGACGUCGUUACCAUAGUUGGGGCAUCUCUUGGAACUGUAGGUACGGAGAUAACAACGGUUAUUGGAAUAUGGAAAAGGAAGGCCAUAUUAAGUGCUAUAACCAUGCUAUUUAGUACCGCCGUAUGA